GAACUCGGAGGCAUCGAGUGGCGGGUCUCCCCGGCUGAGGCAGAAGAAGACAAGGUCCGAUACCAAUUCCCCAAAGCGUCCAGACUCGCCAAUAAUGUCGCCGGCUUCGGGGUUCGCAAGUGGGCCUCGGAGGUCUAUGACCCUGAACAGCGAUGCCCUGUCAGCAUCUGGAGAGGGGAAUGGCAAGAGGCGUGGCAGCGUCGUGGCCUUGGCAAACUUCCAGAAGCUGGAGAGUGACAGCAAGCUAUCGGAGCAUAGCGGCCUGCAUCUUUUGGGCAAGAUACGAGCAAGAGUUACCUUCCUGGUCAAGCGCGAUUAUAUAUCCAACAUGAUGGCCAUUGUGGUUCUUAUCGAUGCCCUUCUUACUGCGACAGAUAUUGAUGCCCGAGCCGCGGACCGGCGAGCUCCGCCCAUCGUCGCGACCCUGUCAGAAAUGUGCCUGUAUUGCUACACGGCCGAGCUGCUCCUCGUACUGACGGUCAAAGGCCUGUCGGCUCUAAAGGACUGGAUGGUGGUGCUUGAUCUUCUGAUCGUCCUGUGUGGCUAUGUGGAGUUGGUCAUGCUGCGACUUGCAUAUGGAGGAGACUUGGCAGACUCUUUGGGCACACUCCGCGUAUUGCGCUUGGCCCGAAUUGUGCGAUUGAUGAAUUUGCUGCGAAAGAGCCGUUCUCUCAAAGAACUUCAGAAGUUGGUCAUCAUGCUCACGACGUGCAUGAAAGCUCUCGCUUGGUCCUUCCUUUUCUGCUUCGUCAUAAUGACGAUCUGGGCCAUGAUGAUCGUUGAGAUAGUCCACCCACAUGUCAAAGAAAUGUAUCUGACUGAAGAUGUGUUCGCAGACUGUGCGGAUUGCUUGCAGGCGACAGAGUCCGUUAUGGGCGCCAAUCUGCUCCUGUUCAAGACGGUCAUUGCGGGAGACAGCUGGGGCCAGAUUGCCGUGCCUGUGAUCAAUCGACAUCCGGAGACGUUCCUGAUAUUUGUUGGGUCUUCUUUGACGCUGGUCUUCGGCGUCCUAAACCUGAUCGUUGCCGUGGUCGUCGACACAUUUGCCGAGGUGAGAGAGAGCGAUGUGCUGAAUUUAGCACAGGAGCUCGACCACAAUCUCGAGAUUGACAAAAAGAUUCUACAAAAGAUUUUCGAACGCCUCGACAUUAAGCAGAAAGGUGAGCUGACCUUGGACGAACUUUUGGAAGGUGCACGCAGGGAUCCCGAGUUUCAGAGCCGUCUGCGUGUCAUGGACAUUGAUGAAGUGGAUCUGCGGCAACUCUUCGAAAUGAUUGAUGUGGACGGCUCCGGUGCCAUUGAGGUCGAGGAGUUCGUUGUUCCACUCAGCCGUUGGGUCCACGACUCAAAGACAGCACCGAGAUUCAUCAAGUACAACUUGAUGCACUCGAUGCACCAGCAG
Molecule: messenger RNA, 1402 nt
Organism: Symbiodinium sp. CCMP2456
Lineage: Eukaryota; Dinophyceae; Suessiales; Symbiodiniaceae
Source: the annotation of a GenBank genome assembly